AUGGCCAAGUGGACUGACCCUUGUCCGUGCACAGGUCGUAGAGACACUUGGCAGUUCAACCCGGACGACAUUCCAAAUGAUCUAGCCGCAGGUAAAGGUCGACCAAAAUGGAUUCUCUCAUCCUACGGCCCAGGCAAAAACGCACCAGCGUCUUUGCUCCAGGACAAUGAAUUCAGCGCUGAAGAAGUCCGAGCACGAUUCUACGAGCUCGCGGCCCAGGGCAAACAGGAUGAAGCUGACCGAGAAGCCAUUGCGCUCUGGACUAAAGCAGAGCAAGACAUAAGUCAGAUUGUCAAUAACGCCCGCGACGUCGAGAAAUUCAUUCAAGAGGCGGCAAAGACGCAUCCCAACCGCGACGACUUUACGCGCAUGGACGGCACGAAAUCAAAGGAGCAGAUCAUCAAAGAGACUGAAUCAUCACCAUCAAAUAUGUCGGGAAGCUUUGGCUCAAACACCGGAGGUGGUUUCGGUUCGAACUCCACAUCAAGUCCGUUCGGUUCUAAAACGCCUGCAUUUGGCCAGCCCAGUCAACCAUCGUCCGGGUUUGGAGCCUCGCCGUUUGGAAAACCAGCAUUCGGACAGAGCGGAUUUGGAGGUGCAAGUCCGGCAGGCGGUGCAUUCGGUGCAAGUGGAGGUGGCUUUGGCUCUGGCUCUAGCACAUCAGCUGGCUCGUUUGGGAAACCUGCAUUUGGACAAUCUGGAUUCGGUGCAUCGUCGUUUGGUCAGCCUGCGCAGCCGUCAUCCAGUUUUGGAAAACCGUCGUCGCCAGCAGCAGGGUUUGGAACCCCGUCUCAGCCACAAUCAGCAUUCAGCCAACCAUCCCAGCCUGCGUCUGCGUUCGGUCAACCGGCAUUUGGGGCGUCAGGCUUUGGUUCGAGUGGUCCAAAGAAUCCAUUCGCUCCAGCUUCGGCCUCAGGUGGCUUUGGUUCGACUACCUCGACUUUCGGCCAGCCGUCACAAUCUAGCUCUGCGUUUGGCCAACCUUCUCAGCCUACUUCGGCAUUUGGGCAGCCAAGUCAAGCAUCUUCAGCGUUCGGGCAGCCGCCUCAGCAAUCGUCUGCCUUUGGACAGCCUAGUCAACCAUCGUCUGCAUUCGGACAGCCUAGUCAACCAUCUUCCACAUUCGGACAGCCAUCACAACCGACCUCUGCAUUUGGACAACCAAGCCAACCGACUUCUGCCUUUGGACAACCAUCCCAACCAUCCUCUGCCUUCAGUCAACCAAGCCAACCAACAUCGGCCUUUGGUCAACCAAGCCAAUCGAGUUCUGCGUUCGGUCAACCAUCCCAACCAUCCUCUGCCUUUGGGCAAGCACAAGCACAAGCGCAACCACCACCACCACCAUCUGGUUUCGGGUCCAGCACAGCCCCAGCGUUCGGUCAACCCAGCGCCCCGACGAAUCCCUUCGGCGCGAAGCUCACAGAAGAUCAGCCGAAGGACGAGAACAUGGACACCACGACACCAGUGUCGUCGCAGCCCCAACCUCGCGCCAAUCCAUUCGGAGUUGCUGCUCCCCAUUCCCUUCCACCUCCUCCAACAGCAUCGGCGCUCCCGGCCUCCACCUCAACCACUGCUCACCCACUAAUCAACAAACCUGCCCGUGCCCUGCAUUACACGGAAUCUCUACCCCCAGGCCCUACGCAGAAGAACCAAGCAGGGAGACUGCACACCUACCGCGGCCAGCCCGUCGCGUACGAGAACAAUGUCCCCUGUUACCGGCGGCCUGACAAUCGGGAGUCGGAGAAAAUAUGGUUCCCUGAUGGGGCGGCGACGCCGGAUGUCGUAGCCUUGAAUCGAGAGGAUAAGAUCUGGGAUCUCCAGGGCGAGGUGGCAGAGUACACGGAGGAUGUGCUGGAAAGUUACAGACACCUGUUCAGUGAGGGAAGGUGGAAGGAUGGCAAGAUGCCACUUGUUCCACCGCUGCGCGAGUGGGUGGUUUAUGAUUUCUAG
Messenger RNA from Cladophialophora carrionii CBS 160.54, 1950 nucleotides. RefSeq lists its product as uncharacterized. NCBI's taxonomy places the organism in Eukaryota, Fungi, Ascomycota, Eurotiomycetes, Chaetothyriales, Herpotrichiellaceae. The transcript has a single exon. The record is from RefSeq and is a predicted model, not a curated record. Bases 1 to 1950 code for a protein of 649 amino acids.